Molecule: messenger RNA, 3591 nt
Organism: Lagopus leucura (white-tailed ptarmigan)
Lineage: Eukaryota; Metazoa; Chordata; Aves; Galliformes; Phasianidae
Gene: OGN
Product: osteoglycin
Exons: 7
Coding region: 344-1225 (293 amino acids)
Molecular function (GO): protein binding
Source: RefSeq, a predicted model, not a curated record
UUUGUAAAUGUUAAAGCUAAGUACAGCCCCCUGCUCCAGGAUAUUACCUCUUACCCUGGGGACAGAAUGCUGGCAAAGCCUUUUUUACCCCAUGGAAAGCACUUUUAAGACUGUCAAUCUUGGAAAACUUAUUCAUUGCAGCAACCUGGAUGUAAUUCAUAACUUUACUCUUUUACCAGUCUACUUUGGUUUAACUCACGCAUAAGAACUUCUGGUUUUAGCACACAGCCACAGAAGAACUUGGAAUCUGCUAAAACGUCACAAAGAAAGUAUUCUCCACAGUCAACACACGAGCAGACCUCCAUCAGCUCAGUGCAAGCCAAGCACAUUGCUCUGUGAGAAAAUGAAGACUUUGCAGGCUGCUUUUUUCCUGGUGGCGUUUGUACCUCUGGUGAAGCCAGCACCAACAAUACAGCAAGAUUCCUCCAAGUUUAAUGACUAUGAGACAGACAUUGCCAUGGGAAGCCUGAUCCAACAGGAUUAUGAAAUGCUGUCCAAGGAUAUAAUAAAGGAUGGAACAAAUGUUUCUCUUGACACUGGCCUGAGACUGCAAGGAGAUGACAGCCAACUGAGUGCCAGACCCACAAAGGAUACGAAUCUGCCUACCUGCCUGCUCUGCGUGUGUUUAAGCGGCUCGGUGUACUGCGAGGAAAUCGAUAUUGAAGCUGUUCCCCCACUGCCCAAGGAAACCGCGUACCUUUAUGCACGAUUUAAUAAAAUCAAGAGGAUAGCUGUCUCAGAUUUUGCUGACAUUACUACUUUGAGAAGAAUUGAUUUCAGUGGGAAUAUGAUAGAAGAAAUAGAAGAUGGAGCCUUUUCAAAGCUCUUGUUAUUGGAAGAACUUUCUCUUGCUGAAAACCGACUUGUGAAACUUCCAGUUCUACCUCCCAAACUGACAACGUUUAAUGCGAACCAAAACAGAAUCAAAAGCAGAGGAAUCAAAAACAAUGCUUUCAAGAAACUGACAAAUCUGGCCUACCUCUACUUAGGACAUAAUGCACUGGAAUCCGUUCCCCUUAACCUACCAGAAAGCCUGCGCAUUCUGCACCUUCAGCACAACAACAUCACUACAAUCAAUGACGACACUUUCUGCAAGUCUAAUAACACACGGUACAUCCGCACACGUAUGGAUGAGAUAAGGAUGGAAGGAAAUCCAAUCCUCCUGGCAAAGCAUGUCAAUGCUUUCUCCUGCUUGAGAACGCUGCCUGUAGGAACAUACUACUAGCUACUACUUACACGUGCCAAAACUCAAUCAUGGUAACAAACGAUCAUUCUUAUUACUGUUUACAUGUUUAUAUUUUCUCCAUGCUAAAGCAAUUUUCCCUGUUGAAAUGAGGGUCUCCUCUGACAAUUAUUUCAAAGCAGCCAUUCUAUUUAGGAGUUGCAAUGCCACCCAAACUUCAGAAUCCUUUGUUAAUCAAAGUGUAAAAGUACAUAAGUGCACAUACAUAUAUUUCCAACUUGCAAUUCAGCAGUUACUCGUUACACGCAGCUAAAAUCCUGCAAGUGCUGCUUCACAUUCUUCACCAGUUCCCAGAAAAAAAAAAAAUCACGAUAUUUUACUUUGAUAAGCCAAAACAUUUCUUGAGUAAGCUAAAUUUUUACUCCAGUCAAAUUUGUUUGGGCCUGGAAUUAAACUAUUUCGGUUAAAACUCCAAAAUUGCAUGGAAAAAAAAACACAUGUGAAAGAUAAUUAUGUCUAGAGACAGAAUGUCUUCAAGUUCAACUUCACUGAAGUUUCCUUAAAAACUUAUGGAAAAGGUGAAGAAUUUUUUCAGGCUUAGUGUACCAAGCAACAAAGCGAAUGGAACAUUUCAAGUAUGCAUCAAAUCUUCUUUUAAUAUUUUCCUUUCAAAAUAAUCCAAAUGCCAUUAUAUAUUACAAUUGAAUGUAUCCGUAUAAACACAUUCAACUGUAUAUGUUACAUAUAAAUGUUUUCUACACGUUAUAUUUUUGAUUUAAAUAUAUAAUAUAUAGACACUUCGUUCAGCUGUGCUCAUAGGAGUCAUUCUUGCCACUUCAGCUUUCCCAGUUUAAUACAACCAUCAGCAUACAGCAGGCUAUGACUCAAGCACUUGUUUUUUCCUUUUUAUGAAGACGUGACAUUGACUGAGCCUUCUUCCACUGCUUUGUCUUGACAGGAAAUGUGACAAUAAAGUUAACAAGAAAUUGAAUUAAUGCUCUUACCUGUAAAUGAGCAGAUUUUCAACUAGAAGUCAGAUCAAAGAAACAAAUACCCUUGCACCCAAUAUUUUCGCAAUGUACAGAAGCAUAACAUUAUAUCUUUAAAACUAAAAUUUUAACAUAACACUAUUCUAAGUGUUAUCCUCAAACGAGGUAAACAAAUAUUAUUAUCUCCUCAAAUACCAGCCACAAGCUUAAAUGCUUUUAACUGACAAAUGCAAAAAAGUGCUAAUUACCAUUACUAAGCCAACAUCAUACUAACCUUGAAGCUAGUGUAGAUUCCUGAUUUGUAGAAAUAGUUAAGCACAAAUGCAUGAUAACGUAUCACUACCACCACAAUCAGUAUUGAUUUUAUAAGAUAUUUGUAUUAAUUAUGUCUAUUUAGCUAAACCUUGAUUUGUUAGUGCUUGUGCUCUAGACAGUUAGUACUAAAUUUGAGCUGAAUUCUGAACAUACUGAUGCUCUGACACUAAGAGUGCUGAGAUCCAGGUGACUGUCAAGCACCAACUGUGGGUGCACCUUUCUUGAAAGAGGAUGCAAUUAUGAAAAUCAAGACAAAAUAUUUUCACCCUGGACCAGUCAAGAAGGACAAAGCAGUCCUCAUCUCUUCCAUUUAAAUGUUUUAAUAUAACCAGAAAGAAAUUCCAUUGUUUUAAUGUAUCUGAGAACAAAACCAAGUCCUACGGUGCUUGUUGUUCAUUUUUUCCAUGUGAAUCUUGAAACUUUUAUGUCUCCAGGCACUUAGGGAAAGAUAAACUACUGCAGAGCAUAUCAAAAUACGUUCCAAAUCCAAUCCAAAUUUGUAUCAGGAAAGAAAUGAAAGCCACAAGUUGUUUCAUCUCUAUUUGCUAAAUAAAAUAUAGAAAACAUAGUUAGAAGUAUGAUAACAUUACAUAAACAGUGGUCUCAGAUCUGAUUCUACUACACAAAGCCCUCUCCAGUAUUAAUGGGAUCAAUAAACACCCCAAGUGUUUCAGGUUCCCUAUGAAAACAUCAUGCACACAAAUAUAUACACGUUUCUGUUAUGUACACAUGCAUGCAAACACACUAAGAUCUAACCACUACCACAUCACAAAUUUCAUAGGAAGUUGUUGUAUAUAUUUUUGAAAAAGUACUAAAUAUCAACAUUAAUUUAAUGCUUUUAAUAUUCUGCAAGCAAAACACAGAUAACUGGUAUAUUCUGUGAGCCCCAUGCAGCCAGUAAAUACUCAUGUGUUUUAAUUUCCUUUCCUCAUUCACAGCAAGUUAACUCAUUAAAACAUUAAGUGAAAGAGCUUCAGUAUGUUUUUUUCCCCUUCUGUUUUUCUGAUCUUGAUUAGCAUUAAGCUGAAUGUACACCAUUCUAUUCCCCCCCCCCAUUUCUAUUCUGUAUUUUCAAUAAACUUGAACUUCCUUCUUGUUAAUCAA